AUGGCCGUCGUCAGCCCGGCGAUCUUGACCACUCCGGCGGAUUCCGCAGCGGGCCUGGCGGUCUCAUGGGAAGCGUAUGCUAAAAAGUGCCACAGGAAAGCCGAGACAGCUUACAAGAAGGCUGUCAGAUCCCUCGAGUCAUAUCUCAACAAGGAGGAUGCAGCUGCCGUCAUAUCCAAGGGCAAGGAUGGCAAAGAGAUUGAUGCCAAGGAAGAGCUUCACCAGGUCGUUCGCACGAUUCAACAGACCAAGGAAACAAAGCUAGAAGAGGGAAAGACGAAGAAACUCAUCAAGUGUUUAGACCAUUACCAAGGCGUUUUUGAUAUCCUGUCGCAAGCAGAGUUCUCGGGCUUGCCACUAAUUUGGGGUGGCUUGAAGUUCAUACUACUGGUGACGAAGAACAACAAUGCUGUUCUACCCAAGGUAAUCGAUGUGAUGAUCGAUAUUGGCCGAAACCUCGAGAGAAUACGGGGAUACGCCGCCUUGUAUCCAACCCCACGAAUGCUAGAAUUCACGGCCGAACUUUACGCUGCAAUUGUGGAGUUCUUGGAGAAGGUCAUAAAGGAUGCGAAGAAUGCAGAAAAGAAUGUCCUCACAAUCGCCGACAACCCUACUGCAGAUGUGUUCCAAGCGAUUCGGAAGAAUCUGUUCAAAAAGUUUGAAGUUCAAGCGGGGUUCCACCAGGAACUGCAAGCCACAUACGAAGUUACAACGUCAAAAGAAUGGAUCGAGUGGUUCAAAAUGGAACAGAAAUACGUGCCAUCUGGAUACUCCCACGAGACGCGGGUUAUACAGGCAGAGUGCGACGCCCCAGAUCCUCAGCACGCGCUGGUCUGGAAGAAACAGCAGCGCAAGUUCGCUUCCCACGUCCCGUCGGUCUACCUGAUCUGGACCCGCGGUAUGACGGCGCAGUCGGCCAUCGCUUCACUCAUAGACCAGAUCCUGGUUCAGAAGACGGAAGUCAUGGCCGAUGCGGGAAUCGAAAUGGACCAGUUCAAAGAGGCCAACAAUAGCGUCAAGUCGCUAUGGAACUUCUUUCUCUACCUCACAACAGUCUUGGGCGGGUGCAUGGUGUACAUCACCAUCGGCUCCGUGGGAGACCACGAGUUCGGCAUCGUGAGGAAGUUUGUCAGCAUGGCGAAGACGUGGAAGGGCCCGCCCAUCAACGUAACGCUAAUUCACCCGUUCAAUGACAACUUUGCGCGGAUGGAUGAUGUCGUCAACCUCGACGAUAAGUACGAUGUCCAUCCGUCGCUCACGACGACAGACGCGAUGCACCAUGUACUGUUGCUGGAAAUCAACACAUCCAGGAAUGUUUCGGACACGAUCCAAAAUCUACUUUGGGAGACUGCGUGGCGGGAGGUGCGGUACGCCGUCAUCGGCAUCGCGCUCACGCAGGUGUUUGAGCAUAUACGCCUUGCGGCGAAAAAAGUUGGCCAAGAGGUGCUUGUGACUGAAGCACCCUUUACCGAGUCACAUUCCGAGCACUGGGAAGCUGCCGUGGCGAAAUGGACUUCCAACGAGUCGUGGAUCAACAUCUUGCGGGAGCAGAUCCAGCGACACAUCGACAUUGUCGACAUUCACUUACCCCCAGAUCGGAAGAGGUAUCUGGAGGAUAAGUUGGAACUGAUGGUGCUCAACGAAGAUGGCGAGUUUGGCUCGAAGCUGUCAACGGCCCAAAGGGCACAAAUCUGGGAGAACCUGCAAGACGCGAUUCGGCCAGGUACGGGUGAGAUGUUUUGUAGUAGAAUAGAAGAGCUGUUGCGAGCUUUGCUGGAAGAUUACCGCAACGCGAGCUCGGGGAGGAAUGGAGAAACAGCGGGGAUUUCUUACCCUCUCAUCAAUACGUAUUUCGGGAAGAGUGGGCGGUGGAAGGAUUCGUUCUCCGAGGAGCAGAAUUUAGUGGCGGACGGCAUUACGAACGCGAUUGAAAUUGGGUUCGGGAAUUUGAUUCAGGCGUUGGCAUCUCGGGAAGAUUCGGCGUAA
Molecule: messenger RNA, 1986 nt
Organism: Colletotrichum spaethianum
Lineage: Eukaryota; Fungi; Ascomycota; Sordariomycetes; Glomerellales; Glomerellaceae
Exons: 3
Coding region: 1-1986 (661 amino acids)
Source: RefSeq, a predicted model, not a curated record